Messenger RNA from Volvox carteri f. nagariensis, 6092 nucleotides. RefSeq lists its product as uncharacterized. The transcript is spliced from 20 exons. The record is from RefSeq and is a predicted model, not a curated record. The coding region runs from base 118 to 5562 and encodes 1814 amino acids. Lineage: Eukaryota; Viridiplantae; Chlorophyta; Chlorophyceae; Chlamydomonadales; Volvocaceae. Gene Ontology annotation, biological process: endocytosis.
CUUAUCUGUGCUCACUGCGUAUCAUAACCUUGGAGUUGGUCCUCUGUCUUCAAUUGUCAGCUCCAGGCGACUGCAAAACGUUUACCAUACCUUUCAAUAGCGAAGCUAAUAAAAAUAAUGUCCUUAAUUGCACGGCAAGCUGGUUUUGGGAUUUUCCGCAACGCCCACGAGUCCGCCGCCAGAAUACAGCGCUUGCGAGUACCCAAAACGGUACCCAAAGCCUGUCUAUGCAAGCCGGAGGGGAGAACUAGCGGCCCCUCUCGACGAUCGGUUCUCCUAUCGGGGUUGGCUGUCAUAUGCGUUCCACAGCUCCUUGUGACGGACCAGGCCUCUGCAGGAGCCCCUGUGGACGUCCAGCAGGGUUUGGAUGAGUAUGAACGCCUCGAGUCUGAAGGAAAACUGAACUCGUCGAAGGCCUUCGAAAACAUUAGGGCCAAGCUCAAUUUCAAGCGGGGCCUUGAUGGCCGUGUGUACGUUAAGAGCACGAAAGGCAAGAUGUUCGCAGUGCGGCUCGACAUGGAAACACCGGGAACGAUGUUGAUCCGGGACAUGGAAUCAGGCGAAGUGUACGGGCUUCAGACAGAGGGUUUCCAGCAGAUCGACUUGACGAACGACCAAGUGGUAAUUGCGCUGUUCGCUGACGGCAACUGGGAGUCAGCCAUGUCGCCCAUUACCUUCGAGGACGACGACGGCCAGGAUCUUCUUAGCAAGCCUGCAGCAAAUCCGCAUCUGCGCAAGCUUGCGUAUGAGGUCUGCAGGCAUGCAAACUUGACGGAAACAGAUUACUGGAAGCUAUGGGAAAGCAUAGCGAGCGAUGUAAACAACGGCGACCCGGAGGUGGUAGCAGCUGCGUUGAGGUCACUAGCUUGCUUACCAUCCUCACAGCUGGCCGAUCGUCUUGUAGUUGGCCAACUCUCCGAGCUGCUGAAGCCGUGUCUUGCAGCAGAGGCGGCGGUGGUGCGGGCUGCGGCGGUGCUGGCUCUGUCACGCGUUCUGCUGCUGCUUGAAGUACAGCAAGCGGCAGCCAGCAGUGCGGGACUUGCCAAUGCAUACGAGGUGCUCUGGGAUGAGGUGAUGGAUUCCCUACUGGACGAGCGGCCGUUUGUGGUGGGCCAGGCCGCAGCAGCCGCCUCCCAGCUGCUAGCGUACGGCAUUGCCGGCGGCGUGGGCGGUUUUAGUGGCGUCUAUGAUGCCGGCGGCGCCACAGCAGCUGGUGCCUAUGGCGACUCUAGCUCCUUGACUUCCUUCAUGCUUUCUCGCAUUGCCGACCGCGCGGCUCUGCGCCUAUCUGCUGCAUUGGGGCCCGUGCUGGAGAUGUGCAGCAUGGUACCAGGGCCGGGUCAGGUAGUGGUGUGCGAAUUGCUCCUGGCGCUGACACGCCGCCUGCUGACGCAUCCAUUACGCGCUGCCGCGGUCGGCGCGGUGCCAUGGCCCCCACCGGCUGGCGUCCUGGUUCCCAACCUGGCAUCCUUGGUUACCUCCGUGGCUGCGUACCUUGCCAACCAGAUGCAGUCCGGCGACGCGGCAGCGCGUGCAGAGGCGUGUGGUACAGUGUUGGAACUGGCAGCUGACCUAACGGCGGCGGGUCCAGCAGCAGGGGGCGCUGCAGCGGGGCUACCGCAGGGCCUUAUCCUGGGGGCGGUGGACGCGCUGAUGCAGCUGCGGGAGCGGGAGUUUGUUGAGGCGGGCCUAGGGGACAUUUGCGAGACACUUGCGGACGCGCUGCCGGCGCUGCUGCCCGCAGCCCGCGCUGACGUCUUGCGAAAGCUUUGGCCUCUAGCUAGCCGCAUCGAUGACGUGUCACGUCGCGCCCGGGUGUUCUCCAUCGCGUGGAAGGCUGCCAUUGCCUCUGAAAUGGACUAUCGCCAUGGCAACGUGCCACAGCCCAGCGGCACGGCAGGGCUCCUAGGGGCGCCGGCGGGGCCGCCGCCACCGCCCUCGUCAGCUGGCUUGGAUCCAUUGGGACUCCUAGCAGACUUGACGGUACAGCCAGCGGCUGUUGGUGCCAGCGAGGGAGGAAAGGCAGGAAAGGCGGCGAGCGUCGUAACUGCGGUGCCGCCGUCGUUUCGGGUUUCGGCGCAGCUGGAGGAGCAGUACCUGGGUGCGAUACUGGCCGGAAAGGUGCCUGCGGCGGAGGCGAGCGGAGCUUUCACCGUUGCGCAAGCAUCCGCCGCCGUGGCUUCGGGCCCAAGCAGCAGCUCACUGCUGGGUAGCGUAGCUUCCAUGACGCGCGCAGCUCCUCCUCCGCCGCCGCCGCUAUCGAUGGCGCGCCCGGAUUCGAUGCGCAGCUCCGCCACCAGCACGACCAUUGACAGCGCCAGGGGUGCCAAGCCCGAAAAGGAGAAGGAGAAGAAGAGCGGCUUUGCUGGCCGCUUCUUCCGCAGCAAGGUCAAGGCGACGAAAGGCGAGUCUGAUGGGGACCAUGGGGGCGUUGCGGCAGCAGCGGUAGCGGCGCAGGAACAAGAAGCGGCGGCCAAGAAAGAGGAAGCAGCGGCGACGGCGGCGGCAGCCGCUGCCGCUGCAGCGUCGUCGUCUCAGCGGACGGCAACCCCCUCACCCCUUAAGCCCCCACCGUCGCCAGCUGGCAGCGCUGGCGGCGCCAUGGUUUGGGCCUACACAGCCUCUGCCGGUGGCGCAGCGGCAGGGGUCCUGGCCAGGCCAUCUCCCGCACACGCCACACUACGCCACGAGCUGCUGCAGUGUUUGUUGCAGCAGCUUGUCCACCACCCCGCUGCCGCCGUAGCCGCGGAGCUGUGCGCGGAGCACGCCGCAGCUGUGCGCCAUGACCGCAACCCGCCCACUUACUGUGCCGCCGGCGCCGCCGCUGCUUCCACCGCCGCCUCCUCCCUAGCGCGCCGAGUGGCCGACACCGUGCAAUGGGUAGCCAUGGUCGGCAGGGUGCUGGCAGGCUCAAUGGCCUGCACGGGUUGGGAACCGUACGUGGUGCCUGCAAUCACCACAACCCCCAGCACGCCGCCCUCAGGCUGUGUUCCAGUUGACUUCAACAACCUCACUGCGGAUCUGUGGCUGGGGGUGUUGCAGGCAGCAUUGCAGGCGGUGCGGUCCUCACAGGCGUUGCUAGGGCGCAUGGUGGCUGAGGCGGUGGAGGCCGCGGCAGCGGCUGCUCGCGCAGGGACGCAGACGAGCGCAUUUGCGGGGUUGGGUUAUGGCAUGCCGUAUGGCAUGGCGACAGGUGGCCCAGCAGCAGCGGUGCAGCAGCAGCAGCCGGAGGUGACGGAUGAGGCGCACUACCGGGGGUUGCUGUCGUACCUUCAGGAGCAGUUUGAAUUGCUUCAGGGACUUUUGCUGAAGCUGCUUUCUAGCUGGGCCGCCCUCAGCGCCUCCGCCCGGCCACGCGUGGCCUGGGUGGCAGCCCAUUGUCUAGCGCUACCGGGCCACUGGGACCACAGGUGGGAACUGCUGCUGGAGUGCCUGGACGCGCUGCUGGUGUACGGCACGGACGUGCUGGCGGCCAGCAGGCGGCACGACUUGCUGGGCUCUGCGCUGGCAGGAGGGUUAUUCAAGGCGGGGCGUCAGGCAUGGACCGACCCCACCAAGCCCUUCCUGUUCGACAUAGCCUCCGCCUCAGCGUUGUGCGAGGCGCCCGAGUAUGAGGCGCUGGGCCUGCUGGUGGCGCUGACAGCACUGCAGCAGCUGGCGGCCCGGCUAGUCAAUGCGGUGGCAGAAGCGGUGCCGCACGGCCACGCGGGUGCGGCACACGGCCAGGCAGUCGCGGUGGCGAAAAGAUUGGAGGUGCUGCUACGACGGUUUAUUGGCACGGAGCUGGCAGCUGCGCCACACGUGCGAGAUUGGUGCAAGCGCAUCCUCCGCUGUCUGACAACGAUUAUGACCUACACGCCGCCAGUAAACUUGCCGCCGUUAAUGGCGGCGCUGGGAGUCAUUGCCAAGCAGGAACACGAGGCGGGCGGCUCCGCCGCACCCGCGGCUCGCGAGGACGAUGAUGACUCAUCCGACGCUUCUUCCGGAUAUCAUCCUGUCGACGGGCAGCCGGAGUUGCCACCGGCGCUGGCUGCUGCCGCUGCGGCGGCGGUGGCAGCCGCCACCGCCUCCACGCAGGCACAGGGUCUGGGACACGACAAUAUGGCGGUACCCAUGUCCAACGGCACAGUGGGCAACGACGAGGGUGCAACUGCUGAAGGGGCUGCUGCUGCUGAGGAGGAGGAGGCUGGGAAGCGGCGCGCUGCACCAGGCAACUCCUACCUGGUUCGCUCAGCCGCCGCUGACGUGCCCAUGUGGGGCUACCCCUUCGCGCCCCUCUCCGCCAUCGCACUCCACAACUCCAAGCGCGCCCGCCGCCACCGCGCACUGUCACAACACCUCGCCGAAGCUGCCGUAGCGGCGGAUGCGCAGCGGCCCAUACUGGCCGCCGCGCUGCGGCCGCUGCAGCAGCCUGAGGACAACCACAGUGCCGCCACCACAUCAAUUGCAUUGGGGCCCGUCCUGUCGUGCCGGAGCCAGUACCGGCUUGACAGCGAGGCAUUCUGGUCUUCGCUACCUCACACGCAUAGCCCCUGGCAGGAGCUCACAGGGCCUGCAGAUCCGCUGCUGCUGCGGGGCUGCUACGCGCAGCCCAGCAAGGCGCGGGGUGAUGCGGCCACUAUCGUUAUCUUUCUGAGCGCAGCAAACAGGCUCCCGGUUGACAUUUCCGAUGUGGAGGUUGCUCUUAAAACCAGCGGACCGCUGCUGUCCAGUACCCGCCGGGCGGCCGUCUGGGAGCUGCCCAAGCUGGCAGCGCACGACCGUGCAGCAGCGUCCUUCACGUUCAAGGUGCUGGGCUACGGUAGCAUGCAGCUACAUGCUCGGCUGCAGCUGUGCCAAGGACCGGCCCGCACCGACUGCACGCCGCUGCAGCUGGCAUGCCUGCCGCUGGAGGUGCCGGCUGUGGUGCUCUUGCGGCCCCCCAGGCCGCUGCCGGAGGCGGCUGAGUUCUUCAGGGCAUGGGGAACCUUGCCCGUGCGAACGGAGCUGUCAGGCGUCUGUACCUGGCCAGGCCUUGAGGGCGGCGCGCUGUUACUAUCGGCAUUGCUGCGACAGCCGCUUGGCUGCGUCUGGCUGCAGCACGUCCCGGCAGUGUACAGCUUCCAGGCGGCCUUUGCGGCGGACACAGCGCCAGGAGACAGCUUGGCGCUGGUGGUGACGACGCAGCUGAUGCCCCCGGCGGCACCUUGCAUCAGCUCCGAGACGUUCUGCACCUUCUCCAUCAGGUCCUCCUCUCCAGACCUAAUCCUCUCUCUCCAGAGUGGGGCCGCAGCCUGGCUAGCCCAGCUCACGUCUGGAACCGCAAGUCUAGGGGUCGCCAGCCGCACUGUGCAGCCCGCUGCCAGCGGCAAACCACCGCUACACCCCCGCGUGGCCGCGCUGCUGCAAUCCUAUAGCGCCAGUGCAGCACAGCUCGAGUCCACGUUUUUAAUGCCCAUGGCGUCGUUCGGCCUUUCUGUGACGGAGCCGUCCGCUUGGGGACCCAUUACUGCCACGAACACGGUAAUGCUGAAGAACACGGCAUUGCAGGAGUGGCAGCGGCUGCAACGACAGGUGGCGUAGGAACGCUUGCGAGAAGUAUGGCUGCUGCAUAGGAUCGAUCGGGCUAAGUGAUUCUCUGUGUGGCGGAAAGAGUAUGUGAACACUGGUGUGUAGAGGGAAGAGCCUGUGAAGGAUAAUCUAAGUGGGGGAUGACGCAAAGCCAGGCUGCUGAGCGACGGCGCCGCGCGCUUGGGAAAGUACCGGGAACGGCAGCCGUAAGAGGUGACUCAAGGAGGAUCGUACCCAACCAUGUGCAGUGUUGUCGGUUUCCGAUUUGCGCUAAUCGUGAGAGCAGGUGAGGAUAUACGCUCAUGUCUGCCUGCGACAGCUGACCACGGGUGUUACGUGUGGUCUUUUUCAGGAGAGAGCAUCUCUCCUUGUAUUCUCGUGACGUUGGGGUGCUUCACGUGCGGUGGUCAUGUAUGACGUUAGCUCAGGGCUGAUGCUGUUUCGGCGGGCAGCGCGAACAGCGCAUGCGCGGGCAGCUAAUGGCGAAGCCAGGCUUCAAAACAACAAGGCCAUUGAUGAUGGAUUUGAACUGGCCAUUCCGG